AUUUAAUAUCUUGAACUUCUGCCAGUUCAACUCAUUCUUUCUAUUCUCCAUUCUCAAUCAAUUUACAUCUCUAAACAAACUCGCAAAUCGUCCUCCUGUCAUAAGGACCUUUAAACAAGCGAAAUCUGACAAUUUCCGCAACUGUUACUACACUCAUACCCCUUCCAUAAUCAACACAACUUCUUCACAACUCUAAAUAUCAACGACAAGAUGGUCGCCGCCGUCGGAAUUGAUCUUGGCACGACCUACUCGUGUGUUGGCGUCUUCCGAGAUGACCGCAUCGAGAUUAUCGCCAACGACCAGGGAAACCGAACCACACCUUCCUUCGUCGCAUUCACAGAUACCGAGCGUCUCAUCGGAGAUGCCGCCAAGAACCAGGUCGCCAUGAACCCCACCAACACGGUCUUUGACGCCAAGCGUCUGAUUGGCCGCAAGUUCAGCGACCAAGAGGUUCAGGCUGAUAUGAAGCACUUUACCUUCAAGGUUGUCGACAAGGGUGGCAAGCCCGUCGUCGAGGUCGAGUACAAGGGCGAGACCAAGAACUUCACACCUGAGGAGAUCUCCUCCAUGAUCUUGAUCAAGAUGCGUGAGACCGCUGAGGCUUACCUUGGUGGUACCGUUAGCAACGCAGUCAUCACAGUCCCUGCCUACUUCAACGACUCGCAACGUCAAGCUACCAAGGAUGCCGGUCUCAUCUCGGGCCUGAACGUCCUCCGUAUCAUCAACGAGCCAACUGCUGCCGCCAUCGCCUACGGUUUGGACAAGAAGUCUGAGGGCGAGCGCAACGUUCUUAUCUUCGACUUGGGUGGUGGUACCUUCGAUGUUUCUCUUCUCACCAUUGAGGAGGGUAUCUUCGAGGUCAAGUCCACCGCUGGUGACACUCACUUGGGUGGUGAAGACUUCGACAACCGUCUGGUCAACCACUUCGUAAACGAAUUCAAAAGAAAGCACAAGAAGGACCUUUCCUCCAACGCUCGUGCCCUGCGUCGUCUUCGCACCGCUUGCGAGCGGGCCAAGCGUACCCUCUCUUCUUCUGCUCAGACAUCGGUCGAGAUCGACUCUCUCUUCGAGGGUAUCGACUUCUACACCUCCAUCACCCGUGCCCGUUUCGAGGAGCUCUGCCAAGACCUCUUCCGCUCGACUCUCCAGCCCGUCGACCGUGUCUUGGCCGAUGCCAAGAUCGACAAGAGCCAGGUCCACGAGAUCGUCCUCGUCGGUGGUUCCACCCGUAUCCCCCGUGUCCAGAAGCUCAUUACCGAUUACUUCAACGGCAAGGAGCCCAACAAGUCCAUCAACCCCGAUGAGGCUGUUGCCUACGGUGCUGCCGUCCAGGCUGCCAUCCUUAGCGGUGACACCAGCAACAAGACCACCAACGAGAUCUUGCUUCUCGACGUCGCGCCUCUUUCCCUCGGUAUCGAGACCGCUGGUGGUAUGAUGACCAAGCUCAUUCCCCGCAACACCACCAUUCCCACCAAGAAGUCCGAGGUUUUCUCCACCUUCUCUGAUAACCAGCCCGGUGUUCUUAUCCAGGUCUACGAGGGUGAGCGUCAACGCACCAAGGACAACAACUUGCUCGGCAAGUUCGAGCUCACCGGCAUUCCUCCCGCCCCUCGUGGUGUUCCUCAGAUUGAGGUCACUUUCGACCUUGAUGCUAACGGUAUCAUGAACGUCUCCGCUGUCGAGAAGGGUACCGGCAAGUCCAACAAGAUUGUCAUUACCAAUGACAAGGGCCGUCUGUCCAAGGAGGAGAUCGAGCGUAUGCUCUCGGAGGCUGAGAAGUACAAGGAGGAGGAUGAGGCUGAGGGUCAACGUAUCUCUGCCAAGAACGGUCUCGAGUCUUACGCCUACUCUCUCCGCAACACUCUGGCCGACUCCAAGGUCGACGAGAAGCUCGACGCUGCUGACAAGGAGACCCUCAAGGCCGAGAUUGACAAGUGCGUUGCUUGGCUCGACGAUAGCCAGCAAGCUACUCGUGAGGAGUAUGAGGAGCACCAGAAGGAGUUGGAGGCAAUUGCCAACCCCAUCAUGAUGAAGUUCUACGGUGCUAACGGUGGUCCUCCCGGUGGCAUGCCCGGUGGUGCCCCUGGCGGUUUCCCCGGUGCUGGCGCUGGUGGUGCCCCCGGUGCUGGUGGCGACGAUGGCCCUACCGUCGAGGAGGUCGACUAAACACUUCACUUCUCUGUUAUACCCUCUGCUUUCAGUUUCGGCGUUCUUUGUAGGUGUCAGUUUUGACACAAUGAGGAAAUGGCAUAUCGUUAGAGUUCUCACGUAAUGAUGAUAAAGGACAAAAAGUUGCGGUCAUGAUGCAUGGAUGUAUUUUAGAAGAAGAUCAUCCGAUGAUCAAUGAAUAAUAAGUUCAUAAAAUAACCACUUCUCUUAUGAUUGUGAUAGGCGUGAAGGCUUCAGAAGAGCUCUUUGUUGCGGCGUUUGCACGACAUUCACCUUAGUUGACGGCGAGGGUAUUUCCUCUGGUCUUAAGUCGUGGCUAAUCGCUUUUUGUUAUACUUAAAAGUAUUACUUAAUAGAAGAAUUAAAAUAAGAGAAUUAUC
Messenger RNA from Truncatella angustata, 2549 nucleotides. RefSeq names its product heat shock protein. Lineage: Eukaryota; Fungi; Ascomycota; Sordariomycetes; Amphisphaeriales; Sporocadaceae. Gene Ontology annotation, biological process: cellular response to unfolded protein; vesicle-mediated transport; protein refolding. Bases 211 to 2166 code for a protein of 651 amino acids. Gene Ontology annotation, cellular component: nucleus; cytoplasm; cytosol. The transcript has 2 exons. Gene Ontology annotation, molecular function: ATP-dependent protein folding chaperone; misfolded protein binding; ATP hydrolysis activity. The record is from RefSeq and is a predicted model, not a curated record.